Molecule: messenger RNA, 1337 nt
Organism: Lolium rigidum
Lineage: Eukaryota; Viridiplantae; Streptophyta; Magnoliopsida; Poales; Poaceae
Product: AMSH-like ubiquitin thioesterase 2
Exons: 9
Coding region: 243-1088 (281 amino acids)
Biological process (GO): protein K63-linked deubiquitination
Cellular component (GO): membrane; endosome
Molecular function (GO): metal-dependent deubiquitinase activity; K63-linked deubiquitinase activity; protein binding
Source: RefSeq, a predicted model, not a curated record
GCACGGCCACUGACGGCGACGUGUGUGUGCACGCAGAAUCUCAAGCUGGGCCGCUGAUUUCGGUUCGCGUCGGAGGAGAAUAACAGCAGCACUGCACACACGCCAAUCGCUCGCUCGAUUGCCUUUCCCCUCCCCUCUUCUUCCCCUUCGCGCUCCUUCGCACCAGCAGCAGCUCAGGCGGACGGCUCAACUCCUCCAAGAUUUCUCCUGGCUGAAAUUGGGCCUUCUGAGCGUCACCAGCCAUGAGCAACAGGAGAUUUGAAAACGGCCAGAGAAAAUGUGGGACACAUUCGGCAACAGGUACAACGAUGUAUCUAGGUACUGCCGAUGUUCAGAAGAUCACCCACUGCCAGGUUAUUCACCCAACAACGAUAGAUCACGAUGUCGGUGGUUCCUGCGCCGUGAAGCAUCACUACCCAUCUCCUAUUGUUUCUUGGAUAGAGGACCUUUCAAGCUUUGGCAGCGCUCCUUUUAGUCAUGAAACUGAGUAUGUGGAUGAGCAGUCAAGACCGUUAGUCGGGCAGUCUUCUGCAUCUAGCAAUUUGCGUGACAUGCAAAUAUCAGUGAGAUUGACAGAUGAAUUCAUGGAACUCGCGAAGGAGAACACUAGCAAUAAUCUGGAGACCUGCGGAAUUCUCGGUGCUUCAUUUAGGGAUGGAGCUUACUAUGUGACAACGCUGGUCAUUCCGAAGCAAGAAGCAACUGCUCACUCAUGCCAAGCUUCUAAUGAGGAGGAGAUACAUGCUAUACUAUCAGAGCAAUCACUUUACCCUGCAGGGUGGAUACAUACUCACCCUUCACAAACGUGCUUUCUCUCAUCGAUCGAUUUGCACACUCAGUACUCUUACCAGGUUAUGUUACCAGAAGCCGUUGCAAUUGUUGCUGCUCCGACAGAUCCUACUAGGAGCUAUGGAAUAUUCAGGUUGACAGACCCAGGAGGAAUGGAUGUCCUCAGGGAGUGCAGUGAAAGUGGGUUCCAUACUCACCGAGAGACAACAGACGGGGGUCCGAUAUACGAAACCUGCUCCAGGGUGCACUUCAAUCCUAAUUUGCGUUUUGAGAUAGUCGAUCUGCGUUCUGGUGCAUGAGCAAUGUAAUGGGGUGUACCUGCUUGUGACUCGUGUGUACUCAUGCUUUCGAGCAUACUAUGUAAAUAUGACACAUAUACAAUAGAUGAUAGUUGUUACAGGUUACUGUUUAUCAGUUUGAUGCCUAGUUGCAAAGUGUGCGUUACACUGACUUGUAGUGUCAACUGAACUUUUAGAAUACUACUGUACUAGUACAACUUUAUUUUUACAAACUGAACCAUAUGUAUGUUAGAAUACUACUGCGCUUUC